CCAAGUAAUAUGGUCAAGGCGGUCAAGGCUUGACCUGUGGAAACUACAUUGUAUAUCGACGUCGACGAAACUGCUUCGGCGUGCAUAAACCAUAAUAAAAAUAGUUAUAAUAUCUUAUGACAAUUUCUUGAGAAUUUCCGAUAAUGACGAGAAGCAGGGUAUUCCCGAACAUGCCCAGAAUGAGACCCAGGACUGAAGAAUUAGAAUGCGCGGACGAUUUGCUUUCUGGAACCUAAUAUCGCAGACUAGGCCUAGAUAUUCAAGAUCUACAUGUUUAGAAGAGCUCAAUAUAAACCUUCCCCUUCACUGCUGUGUACCGUUUAUGUUUUCAUCUAGAUCUACUCCGAAUUUUGAAGUACCAGAUUUCUCUUUUUUUAGCGUCCACCAAGUCAUCUCAACACAGUCCCCAAAAUGUUUAAGUUGGGAAAAAGACCUCAGCCUCCGCUAAUGCCAAAUGGGAACAAAAAGUUCAAG
This is a messenger RNA of Aplysia californica (California sea hare), 474 nucleotides long. Its product is annotated as GTPase IMAP family member 7. Lineage: Eukaryota; Metazoa; Mollusca; Gastropoda; Aplysiida; Aplysiidae. Gene Ontology annotation, molecular function: GTP binding. The record is from RefSeq and is a predicted model, not a curated record.